Molecule: messenger RNA, 2388 nt
Organism: Serpula lacrymans var. lacrymans S7.9
Lineage: Eukaryota; Fungi; Basidiomycota; Agaricomycetes; Boletales; Serpulaceae
Exons: 8
Coding region: 1-2388 (795 amino acids)
Source: RefSeq, a predicted model, not a curated record
AUGGUAAGUCCCUCAAAGUUUCCUGGCGACAUUUGGCUAAAUCACAGAACAGGCAAGCCAUGUGAUGAGAACGGCCAAUGCCUACCACCAAACACUCCACCAACUAUUCCUCAACGCCCGUCUCGCUCUGAGUGGAUGCCGUACAGGGAUUGUAUUGAGUUUGAGACAGCAGAACUGCUCUAUACAAAGACACAGAUGUUGGCAGGAGACAUUAAUACUCUUACAGAGCUAUGGAGAGCCUCAUUUAUAAAACAUGGCAUAGACGACGCUCAAAUUCCAUUUUCUGACAAGGACAACUUAUACCGGACCAUUGAUGCGACCCCUAUUGGUGGUGUACCAUGGGAUUUGUUUUCGCUUAGUUACAAUGGAGAAGUACCUCAGGAAAAUGCGCCGCCAUGGAUGUCACAAAGUUUUGACGUCUGGUACCGCAGUCCACAAAUGAUAGUACACAACAUACUAUCUAAUUCUGAUUUCAAGGAUAAUAUUGACUAUGUACCUUACCGGGAGUUUUGUGCAAAUGGAAAACGGAAGUACAAAGACUUCAUGUCGGGUAAUUGGGCAUGGAAAGAGGCCAACAUCAUCGCAGAAGACCAAAGCACACACGGAUCGACAUUUGUACCCAUCAUACUCGGUAGUGACAAAACGACUGUUUCCGUUGCAACAGGACAAAAUGAAUAUUACCCGAUAUAUAUCUCUAUUGGUAAUGUUCACAACAGUGUUUGUCAAGCCCAUCAAAAUGCUCUUGCUCUCUUAGGGUUUCUUUCUAUACCAAAAAUAUCAGCUAUUCUUCAAGAUCUCAAGCCAGCCAUGACCACCCCGGAGGUUGUUCGCUGUGCUGACCAGCACUUCCAGCGAGUUGUGUAUGGGAUUGGCCCAUACAUAGCAGACUAUCCUGAACAAGCCUUACUAGCUUGUAUUGUUCAGGGAUGGUGUCCUCGUUGUACUGCAGCACCCAAUAAUCUUGAUGGCAAAGCUGGUUGGCGCUCAAGGUUACACACUGAGGCAUUGAUCAAAGCCUUUGACCGAGGGAUUCUGUGGGAUCAGUAUGGAUUAGUAGCAGAUAUCACACCUUUUACCAACAACUUUCCCCGAGUCGACAUACAUAAAACUCUCGUCCCAGAUCUCCUUCAUCAAGUCAUUAAGGGCACAUUCAAGGAUCACCUUUUAGUCAAAACCCAUGGGAGAAAACAAGCAGAUGAAAUAAUGGAUGACAUAGAUGUUCAAACAUUUCAGGCUUUUCUUGAAUUUUGCUAUUUUGUAUGGUGUGAUUCACAUGAUGAAGACACCCUUGUGCUUGUACAAGAUGUCCUAUCAAGAUUCCAUCGGUACCAUAUUAUCUUCCAGAAUGUUGGUGUUCGGCAAAAUGGCUUUUCUCUCCCCCGCCAACAUUCUCUGGUACAUUAUCUCAUGCUAAUCAGAAUAUUUGGCUCUCCAAAUGGCCUAUGUUCCUCAAUCACAGAGUCAAAGCAUAUCAAAGCAGUCAAGGAGCCAUGGCAUUGUUCAAGCCGUUUUGAGGCGCUUGGCCAGAUGUUACUCGUCAAUCAAAGACUCAACAAAUUAGCAGCGGCCCGAGUUGAUUUCACAGACUGGGGGAUGCUUUCUGACCAUAUUCUCAAUUAUGCAAACACUAUAUUAGCAAAUCACUUUGAUGACGCUGAUGAGGAAAGUGGACCUGUUUCUGAUGUGGGUGUAGUGAGCCAUGUAGAACUUGCAAAGUGUCUACAGUCUGGCUAUCCACAAAGGGUGAAACAGCUUAGUGCUUGGAUCAACCAAUCCCAACUGCAUGAAAUGAUCCGACAAUUUUUAUUUGAUCAGCUUCACAGAAGUCUGAAUGAUUCAGAAGGCUCCAAUGUUCCCCUUUCUUGCUGCCCUCUUUUCAAUUCAAAAAUCGCUGUUCACCACUCCGCCGUAGCAUUUUUUUAUGCACCAAGCAAUCCCAGUGGGAUUGGUGGGAUGCGACGAGAGACAAUUCAAGCGUGUCCGUCAUGGCGGGGCGGUCCUUCUCGCUAUGACUGUGUGUUUGUUGAACAUGACCCCACUGCUCUUGCAAUGCAAGGACUUGAUGUUGUUCGAGUUCACCUUUUUUUUUCUUUUGUAUAUGAUGGGAUAUUUUAUCCAUGCGCACUGAUUCAGUGGUUCUCACACAUUGCUGAUCACCCAGAUGAACUGACUGGCUUAUGGAUGGUUCAACCAGACGUCAAUGAAGAAGGCUAUCCAGCCCUCAAAAUUAUACAUGUUGAUUGCAUUUUGCAGGCUGCUCAUUUACUCCCAAUUUAUGGUGAUUGUUUCAUGCCCAGAGAACUUUCCUUUUCCAAUUCCCUUGAUGCUUUCCAUGCCUACUAUGUCAAUAAAUUUAUUGAUCACCAUGCUUUCGGAAUAGCUUCCUGA